Molecule: messenger RNA, 2148 nt
Organism: Brenthis ino (lesser marbled fritillary)
Lineage: Eukaryota; Metazoa; Arthropoda; Insecta; Lepidoptera; Nymphalidae
Source: the annotation of a GenBank genome assembly
AUGAGUAAUGUUACCAACCAAAAUGGAACAGGUCUAGAGCAGCAGCUUGCUGGUCUGGACUUGCAGCCUCAGGCUCCUAAGAGUACUGGCCGCUACAUACCUCCUCAUCUGCGUAGGCAGUUGGAGUCAAAAGGAGAAGAACCUAAGCGAUCCAGCUUAGAUUCUCGUCCUAACGACACACGGGACAACCGUUCAUCAUUCGGAGGCAACUCUAGAAACUACGACCGUGGUGGUCGGCGCGACGACCGCGACCGUGACCGCGACCGUGAAUACGAUCGCGGCUACGACUCGCGAUACCCGCGCAGAGACCGCGGUCGUGAUUCCGGAUAUCAAAAUGGCGACUCAGAGCGGUGGUCAGAGUCGGACCGGUGGGGAGGGAGCGGAGGAGGCGGAGGGCGGGCCACCGCGCCCUCGCGCGACAUACGCCUCCAGCGCGAGGAGGACGAGCCGCCGCAGCCGCGCAACGACCGCUGGAAGGAGCCGGAGCCGCGCCCCGAGGAGCGCACCAACUCGCGCUGGCCCUCCGACGACGUGCGGCGCACUUCGUCUCGCAGGGAUGAGAACGACUGGACGGUCCCGCUACCUCGCGACGAGCGGCAGGAGUUGGACCUGUUUGGCACUGGAAACACAGGCAUCAACUUCUCCAAAUACGAGGAUAUACCGGUUGAGGCCAGCGGCGACAAUGUUCCGGACUUCAUUACAAGCUUUGAGGAUGUUAACCUGACGGAAAUAAUGCGCUCGAACAUAGCGCUCGCACGUUACGACAAGCCCACGCCGGUGCAGAAGUACGCGAUACCGAUAGUGCUGGGCAGGAGAGACGUGAUGGCGUGCGCGCAGACCGGCUCCGGCAAGACCGCCGCCUUCCUCGUGCCCAUUCUCAACCAGAUGUAUGAAGCGGGGCCCGUUAAACUUGUGGGACCUCUUAAACGCAAACAGUAUCCCCUGGGUCUCGUGCUGGCGCCGACGCGCGAGCUCGCCACACAGAUAUAUGACGAGGCCAGGAAAUUUGCAUACCGUUCCCGUGUCAGACCCUGCGUCGUAUACGGCGGCUCCCCAAUCCUAGACCAGUUCCGCGAGCUCGAGCGCGGGUGCCACCUGCUCGUGGCCACUCCCGGCCGUCUAGUCGACAUGCUGAUCCGCGGCCGUGUCGCCCUUGACCACUGCCGCCAUCUUGUUUUGGACGAGGCAGAUCGUAUGUUGGACAUGGGUUUCGAACCACAGAUCCGCAAGAUUGUAGUGGGCAACUCGAUGCCCAAGACAGGCGAACGUCAAACUCUCAUGUUCUCCGCCACCUUCCCCAAGCAGAUACAAGUGCUAGCGCAAGAUUUCUUGCAUAAUUAUGUGUUCCUUGCUGUAGGACGUGUUGGAUCCACUUCAGAGAAUAUUACACAAAAGGUGGUAUGGGUAGAGGAGCCAGAUAAGCGAUCCUUCCUGUUGGAUUUAUUAAACGCUUCUAAUUUACUGCAACGAGCAAACUCUCGAGCAGAAGAAGACCAGCUAACCCUCGUCUUCGUUGAAACUAAGAAAGGGGCAGAUCAGUUGGAGGAGUUCCUGGACGCUGAAGGGUACCCAGUGACGUCUAUCCACGGCGACCGUUCUCAGCGCGAGCGCGAGGAGGCCCUCCGCCGCUUCAGAACCGGACAAACUCCUAUACUCGUCGCCACUGCUGUCGCUGCUAGAGGUUUGGACAUACCUCACGUGCGUCACGUGAUCAACUUCGACCUACCGUCGGAUGUAGAGGAAUACGUGCAUCGUAUCGGUCGUACCGGCCGUAUGGGGAACCUCGGUGUGGCCACGUCCUUCUUCAACGACUCCAACCGUAGUCUGGCGCGUGAACUGGUCGAACUACUUAUUGAGGCUAAGCAGGAUGUGCCCAACUGGUUAACAAGUGCAGCGGUGGACGGUCGGUCGGGCGGUGGUGGGCGGCGCGCGGGCAGCCGCUCGGGCGGCGGCCGCUUCGGCAACAGCACGGCCUUCGGCGCGAGGGACUUCCGUACGCAGCCGAGACAGGCGCCGCGCUCCGCCGGCCCUUCUGUUGCAGGCUCUGGUUUCGGGUAUGGCGGUGGGUCGUAUGGCGGCAACUACGGCGGGUCGUACGGCGGAGGCGGCGGCGGCAACAGUGGCGGAGGCCCCGACUGGUGGGACUCC